CACCGUACCGCGUGUCCACCGCGCCAUCUAUCGACCUACGUCUAGUAACGCAGCAACACUGAGAAAAAAAACAUGGCGACCUCCGUGAGCACCCCCCUUCAUCUGAUACCGACGCGUUUUUUCGGUAAAUAAACGUAUUUAAAGAGGAGCACGUUUCUUCCGACGGAAAAUAAACAUCGAAAAUCAGGGUCAUGCCCAGGCUGGCGGUGGUUUGCGGGGGCUCCAGGGGCAUUGGGAAGGCCGUGGCCCGCCUGAUGGCAGAGAGGGGCUGCAGGUUGGCUGUUGUCUCCAGGGACCUAGAUGCUGCCCGGGAUACUGCGGCAUCUCUAUGUGGAGCUGACCAUGUUGCUCUUAGCUGUGAUGUAUCCAAAGAGCAAGAGGUGCAGAAAACCUUUGACACCAUCCAAAAAACCUGUGGAAACAUCUCCUAUCUUGUGAAUGCAGCUGGCAUCAACAGGGAUGCUCUGUUACUAAGAACCAAGCCGGAGGACAUGGUGGCUCUGCUUCACACCAACUUGCUGGGCACCAUGCUGACCUGCAGGGCGACACUGCGCAGCAUGCUACACACCCAAGGAGCUGCCAUUGUUAAUAUAGGCUCUGUUGUGGGCCUGAGAGGGAAUGCUGGUCAGUGUGUGUACAGUGCCAGUAAGGCUGGUCUAGAGGGUUUCACACGAUCUUUAGCUAAAGAAGUCGCCUCACGUAACAUCAGGGUUAAUCUGCUGGCUCCAGGUUUUAUCCGCACCGCCAUGACAUCAGGGCUGAGGGAAGAGGAUUGGGCGCGCUCCAUUCCACUGGGGAGAUUUGGCGAGCCGGAGGAGGUAGCCCAGGCUGUUCUUUUCCUUUUGGAGUCUCCCUAUGUAACAGGACAGGUGCUGGUGGUGGAUGGAGGGCUGCAGCUGGCCAUGUAGGAAGUGGGGCCUUCCUCUGGAGUUACCUCACCAUUCAAAACAGUGGCAGUGAUGCAGGUGAAGGCCUCCCUCUUUUUGAAAGUUGUAUGACUUGUUUUAGGCAUAAGAAUUUGAGUCUGGUUCAAGAAUGAGAAGAAGAAAAUGUGGGCCAUCUGACUGACAAAAGUCAACUUUUGCACUUCAUAAGACUUCGUGGCUGAAGUUGAAUGCUGCUCUGUGGCCAGGUUGAAAUCAAAAUUCUUACUGCAAACCACAACCACACUACCUUAAGAUGCACAAAAUUGAUGUGGAAAGCCAGUUACCUACG
This is a messenger RNA of Xiphias gladius (swordfish), 1215 nucleotides long. RefSeq names its product carbonyl reductase 4 (gene cbr4). The record is from RefSeq and is a predicted model, not a curated record. The transcript is spliced from 6 exons. Gene Ontology annotation, biological process: fatty acid biosynthetic process. Gene Ontology annotation, molecular function: quinone binding; oxidoreductase activity, acting on the CH-OH group of donors, NAD or NADP as acceptor. Lineage: Eukaryota; Metazoa; Chordata; Actinopteri; Istiophoriformes; Xiphiidae. The coding region runs from base 192 to 908 and encodes 238 amino acids.